Messenger RNA from Exophiala oligosperma, 1136 nucleotides. RefSeq lists its product as uncharacterized. Gene Ontology annotation, biological process: triglyceride catabolic process. The transcript has a single exon. Gene Ontology annotation, molecular function: triacylglycerol lipase activity. Bases 48 to 1052 code for a protein of 334 amino acids. Lineage: Eukaryota; Fungi; Ascomycota; Eurotiomycetes; Chaetothyriales; Herpotrichiellaceae. The record is from RefSeq and is a predicted model, not a curated record.
CUUCUACGGACCAUUUUGAUGUCUUCGGCGUGACAUGCUGUCUCUGAAUGGCGACUAGGAAAUCAUCAUUGAUACUAUUUUUAUUUUGGUUUGCAGCAAAUUGUUGCGCAUCUGCGAUAUCGUCACGACGAUCGGUCAUUCGCACAUAUGCUGCUCUAGGAGAUUCUUACGCCGCCGGGGCUGGGGCGGGCCAUCUGAUAUUCACGCCGGGCUGGGGCUACGGUUGCGGCCACUGGUCGGAUGCAUAUCCUAUUCAGAUUGCGAAUGAUUCAAGAUUGGGCGUCGAUCAGUUCAGAAACCUCGCGUGCGGUGGUGCCACCAGCAGCACGGUGCUGCAUGACCAAGUACCGCACAUUGCCGAUUCCGACAUUGUGAGUAUCACGGUCAGCGGUAACGAAGUGGAAUUCUUCGUGGUGCUCAACGAGUGCGUGUAUCACUGGUGGACAUCUUCGAGCUGCGAGGCCAAGCUCGUCGAGGCCAGAAGGCGCAUUGAAUCCCAUGUGCUAUGGGACAACUUUCAAGCACUGGUUCGAGGCACUCUCGACAGAAUGAAACCUAGAGCAUUGUUGUUGUUGACGGGGUAUGCGAGGUUCUUCAACGCAGAAACCAAUAUUUGUGAUCAUGUCACCUUCAGUCGAACGAGGCCGCUGGAUUACCUUAUCAAGGAGAAGAGAAGAGCUUUGAAUCAACUAGUCGAUAUGCUGAACGAUGUUAUCCGGGCGACCGCGGAAGCUUAUGGGGCUGUGUACGUCGAUAUAGAUACUGCGUACGAGGGUCAUCGAUUCUGUGAGGACGGUGUUCAAGAGCCGGAUCUGGGAAGAGAUGAGACGUGGUUCUUCAAUCUUCCUCCGACUGAGACCGACGAGGUUUUGAUGCAGCAGGCCUUGCAAAUUGGCAUCUGGAAUCAACACGGAAGCAGUAGCGGAGUGUCAAACAGCGACUUUCUUAACGUUGAGAGAUGGAGGGUUUUUCAUCCUACGAGCCUUGGACACAGAGGCAUCGCUGAAGUGUUGGUAGACGAGGUCGUUGCGCGCACGGCGACGAGUGUUUGAUCUAGCCUUACUGAUGAGAACGUAAAAGAAGGUUGUAGCUAGUACUACUCCCUUUGAUAUCACGGAAGGGGUUGCAAUCUCUCA